Carcharodon carcharias (great white shark) is the source of this 2894-nucleotide messenger RNA. RefSeq names its product 2-5A-dependent ribonuclease-like. The transcript has 8 exons. The coding region runs from base 451 to 2877 and encodes 808 amino acids. Gene Ontology annotation, molecular function: ATP binding; protein kinase activity; RNA nuclease activity. The record is from RefSeq and is a predicted model, not a curated record. NCBI's taxonomy places the organism in Eukaryota, Metazoa, Chordata, Chondrichthyes, Lamniformes, Lamnidae. Gene Ontology annotation, biological process: protein phosphorylation; mRNA processing.
GGGGCGUCCGGGCACGUGACUCCGCCGCCAGUACGUGCCGAUGUCACGUGCUGCGCGGUGACGACACAGGCUCCGCCCAUUUUCCUUGACUCUGUGAGGGGCUGACUGGGCUCAAUGAACCUUUCAGGAGACAGAGGACAGCGAUGUUAGGAGAUGCCAUGUCGGCUAAUCCAGCAAUCUGAAGCAAAAUUUUUGCCCAUUUUGCUGUGGACACUCUGUCAAAUCCCGUUGAUGUCAGCCUUACCUGAAUCUAGAAUCUGCAUCGCUGGUCGGUGAGUAGAUGGGUGAACACCUCCAAGCGGGAAGCAGUCCGCUGAGGCACCAAGUCAAAUGGCAGAAGCAGCCUGAGCUCUGAGGCCUACUGGUGACUUAGACCAGCAGGCCCAGGAGAAAGGGAGAACCUUCCUUUACAAUAAUAAACGAAGGAAGCUAAACUUCAACAAGAAAAGCAUGUCAGAACAAGAAAAGAAAUUGUUUGAAGCUCUUUAUGGAACAGAACUUGGUAAAAAGCUUCGUGAUCUCUGUGAGUCCAGAAAUCCUGGUCUCUCUCAAGUUGAAAGAUUGAUCGAAGAUGGAGACUUGAAGAAUUUUGAUGCUGAUAUGUUUGGAGCUGCUUUAUGUCUUGCUGCAACUAAAGGUCAUGUAGGUGUUGCCAAGUUGCUUUUGAGUAAUGAAGCAAAUGUCAACUAUAAGAUGCCAGAUAAUGGUUGGACACCGCUCCUUAAUGCUGUACAAGCAGAGGAUGAAAACAUCAUUGACUUACUGUUGCAACAUGGGGCUGAUCCAGGGCUUAGGAAGAAAAAUGGAGCAACACCUUUCAUUGUUUCUGCAAUAACUGGUAAUGUAAAUCUCAUCGGAAAGUUUCUAACCCUGGGUGCAGACGUCAAUGAGACGGAUGACAACGGUUUUACUGCCUUUAUGGAAGCAGCACAGUACGGUAAUGAGGAGGCUCUACGCUUUCUCUUCCAAAAGAACGCUGAGGUGAAUAAGCACAGGGAAGUGUCUGAUGCCAAAAAGAAGGUGGGAAAAGGAGGAAAGACUGCCCUGAUGGAUGCUGUGGCAAAAGGUCAUGAGAGCAUUGUUGACAUCCUGUUGGAUGAAAUGCAUGCAGAUGUUAAUGCGCCUGACAACCUUGGCAAAACAGCGUUAAUCCAUGCCUUGGAGAAAGACAGCCAAGCAAUUGUGGAGACUCUGUUGAAACAUGGAGCUGAUGUUAACAUCAUAGACAAAAAUCGAAACACACCUCUAAGUACUGCAUUGACCAAAUCUACCUUGAGUAGCCCUGUGAUGCAACUGCUGAUGCAGCACACACACGAGCUAAAUGUUCGGGAUAUCAAUGGAAAAACGCCAUUGGUCCUUGCAGUAGAAAAGAAGAUUUCAAAGGUGGUUGAACUACUGCUAAAGGAUCAAGGAACUGAAAUCAAUGCACAAGAUAAUUCAGGGCGGACAGCCCUAAUAGCAGCUGUUGAAAGUAAAGAUAUUUCAUUGACAAAAAUGUUGUGUGAAAAAGGAGCUGAUGUCUCCUGUGCGGAUAAUAGUGGGAUUACACCAUUAAUGAUAGCCAGAAGGAACUAUGACAAUAAAACAGCAAAUGUGCUGAUUAAAUAUGAGGCAGGGAUGACAUCCAACAUCAGACCUCCUUCAAGAUGGAAGGAGCAUAGUGUGCGCUGGCAUGAAACUCUGGGGAAACUGCAGGUGGAACACCGUGCCCCCACUGGGAAACUAAAGCUAUCCAGAAAUCAGGAUUUUAAGAUUACGAAAGACAACAUAACGGAAGUCUACCUUGGUUUCUAUAACAAUGUGAUUGAAGUGGCAGUGAAAUGUCACAGGAACGGCAGUGAAGAAGCCAAAAAUGAAAUGGAUUGCCUCAGAGAUCCUACGAUCAAUGGUAGCAGCCUGUUUGUUAACCUCCUGCAUUGGGAAAGUGAUGAGUUUUGCGAUUACUUAUGCCUGAAUCUCUAUGAGUAUAAUCUCGAGGAAUGUGUGACCAUGUGGCCUAAGGAAAUUCGAGAGAAGGCUCCUAAAAUAAUGAAGCAGUUGGUUGACGCUGUUCAGGUUUUGCAUGGAGCUGGAUUUGCUCACCGGGAUUUACAUCCAACAAAUGUCCUCAGAGAUGUUAAAGAAAAUUUUCGCCUGGCAGACUUUGAUAGGAGUGUGAAUUGUAAGCAUCCAGCUGUGACCAUAUCCGGCAAAGCGACCUGGGAGGCUUCCGAAAUCCUUCAGAAACUGGAACUCUGGCCGACAGCAACCUUCGAAGCGGAUGAGCUUUUCAAAGCGGAUUUACAGGCUCUUGGACGGCUUUUGCAUUAUGUUAUGACCGGAGGGAAGGAUCCCUGUAGCAGUGAAAAUGAUCUGUGCGAGAAUAAUCUUUCUCUCAAUGAGGAUCUUUGCGAACCCAAGAAUGCCGAAGCCAGAGAUUUCAUCGAGCGCUUGUUGGCGCCAGCAGAGAAAAGAGCUACAUUAAGUGAGAUCAGACAACAUCCGCUGCUGUGGAAAGAUUUGGGAAAGAGCCAGUUUGUCCAAGGCCUUGCAAAUGAAAACGGUGUGGCAAAACGGGAUAAAUCCAGUCCGAUAGUCCUGAUUCUGAAUGAGGUUGGCAACAACCAGGAAAGAUCAUUUCACAAGUGGACAGAGAAGGUCCACCUUAAAAUCCUAAAUAAUAUGAAUAAGAGACAGCGCACAAAAUAUGAGGACAACACCAGUGACCUCCUGAAAUUCAUAAGAAACCUGACCCAGCAUUUUGAUGAAAAGGAAGAAUUACACAGUUUGAUUAAAAGUCCCGAAUCUUAUUUCUGUGAAUUAUUUCCUGAUCUCACCAUCGCUACCUACAAUGCUGUGAAGGACACCGAGUGGGUAAAGCACUUUCCAAAAGAAUAAAAGCUGCUCCUACCUUU